AUGAGCCCAUCAGACCCGCCCAUCUUCAGGCCCCGCGACGAUGCCACUGGUUCGCCAUCCGGUAGCCGAUGUUGCAUGCAGCAGCAUGCCCAGGCCAGCACGGGGAAUCUCGUAUUCCCAGUCCAUGUCUUAAACCUCAUGACCCCCUCCCUCGCCCGUCGUCGAUCCAUACGCCGUCAUCUGCUCGGAUAUCCGGAUCUCAAGGUCAAAAACGAAAACCACACCUCCAUAAAACCACCACACCACAUCACACCACACCUAACACCAAAACAACAUAUAACAUACCUCAACACCCACAGAAUGCAGCUCAAGACCCUCCUCCCCUUCCUCGCCGCCGCAGCGACCCCGGCCGCGGCCCUCGGCAAGGCCACCGUCGUGAACAACUGCGCCACGGAGGUCUCCCUCUGGUCCGUCGGCAGCGACGUCCGCGCCGCGGGCCCGCUCGCGCCGCGGGGCGGCUCCUACGCCGAGACCUUCGCGCGGGACCCCGUUACGGGCGGGCGCGCCCUCAAGGUGACGCGGGCGCGCGACGGGCUGUACACGGGCGCGCCGCAGCUCGUCUUCGCCUACACCCUCGACGCCGGCGGCGGCGGCGGCGUGUGGUACGACCUCAGCACGGUGUUCGGGGACGGCUUCAAGGGAAGCAAGGUCGUCGUCGCGAGCCGGCAGGCAACCUGUCCCGCCAUCGUCUGGGAGGGCGGCGUGAGUCCCGGGGGCAGCCAGGUCAAGGUGUGCACGGCGGAGCAGGAUGUUGUCUUGACGCUCUGUGCUUGA
Messenger RNA from Colletotrichum destructivum, 774 nucleotides. RefSeq names its product bys1 family protein. The transcript has 2 exons. The coding region runs from base 1 to 774 and encodes 257 amino acids. The record is from RefSeq and is a predicted model, not a curated record. NCBI's taxonomy places the organism in Eukaryota, Fungi, Ascomycota, Sordariomycetes, Glomerellales, Glomerellaceae.